Molecule: messenger RNA, 1094 nt
Organism: Symsagittifera roscoffensis
Lineage: Eukaryota; Metazoa; Xenacoelomorpha; Acoela; Convolutidae
Product: protein SREK1IP1-like
Exons: 4
Coding region: 463-972 (169 amino acids)
Molecular function (GO): nucleic acid binding; zinc ion binding
Source: RefSeq, a predicted model, not a curated record
UUGUUUUGGGCUCGCUUGGGCUUAAGAAUAUCUUCCGUUACCAAAGCUUUUCGCUAUUUAAUAUGGCUGAUUUUCUGUCACUUAUAUCACAUUUGAUAACUAAAGCAAUAAUUAAUAUUUCUUUCAAAUAUUUCUUGGAGGCCACGCUUUGAGACAGAAACUAACCAGAAAAACGCGGCGAAUUUUCUUAGAAGUGCCACCAAAUUGAUGCAAUCAAUGCCUUUUUAAUUAUUUUUGAUUUCUCGAAUGGUUCGAUACAAGUGCUAUUAUCAGAAUGUGCGAAAGAAUAACGUUUGACAUAGCAAAUAUUUUUUAUUGGUUUUCCCCUUGAAAUUAUUUUCUUUGUAUCAAUUUAAAAUAACGCGUGGCAAGUCAGCUGACAGUAACCAAUGCUCAGCUUUUUCUGAGCUGCAGACGAGUUUUUAGAAUGACAAUGAAGAAUGCGGUCUUCCGAGUAUAAUUAUGAGUUUUGGUCGCUUUGAUAUCGGUGCGAAGGUCAACACGAGGGCCCCCGGGACGUGCAAAAAAUGUGGAUACUCGGGUCAUUUAGCCUACCAGUGUUAUAACACAGUGCAAUUCCAGCCUCUCCAGAAAUCAGCAACAUUUUCAACUGGGAGUGUCAAACCGGGUACGGCAACUUCAGUAUCCAGUUGUAGUAACCAGAUAAUAUUGGAUGUGAGUAGCACGAGUAGUGACUCAGAUGGAAGUGACAAAUUGACUCCUCUGCAGAAACUGAACAGAGACGAAGAUAAAGAAAAGAAAAUUAAAAAGAAAAAAAAGAAGGUGAAAAAGAAAGAGAGGAAGGCUUCUGAAAAAUACGCACACAGCUCAUCGUCCAGUGAUGACGAAUCUUCAGAUGAAUCAGAAAAGAAAAGAAAAAGUAAAAAGAAGAGAAAGAAAAGCAGCGGGGAUAGAAAAAGCAAAGAGAAAAGCAGAAAAAGUAGAAAACAUUCUUCAGCUUCUAGUCAUUGAUACCGAUGACUAUGAUGAAGAAUAUUUGAUCUUCUGGCGUUUCAACAAACUUAUUAUUUUUCCCUCUGGUUUUUAUUGUUUUAGGAUACAUUGUCGUGUAUUGAAUAGAUAGUUUGCUCAUU